Cloeon dipterum is the source of this 3794-nucleotide messenger RNA. Its product is annotated as p21-activated protein kinase-interacting protein 1-like. Gene Ontology annotation, molecular function: protein binding. Lineage: Eukaryota; Metazoa; Arthropoda; Insecta; Ephemeroptera; Baetidae. Bases 100 to 1326 code for a protein of 408 amino acids. The transcript is spliced from 6 exons. The record is from RefSeq and is a predicted model, not a curated record.
ACACAGCUUCACAGCUACAGCUUCACUAACACACGUGGAGAAUUUGCGGCGUUCGAUCAGUAAAUAAUCGCUUGAAAUUUGCAAAUAUUUCGCACGACGAUGUUACAGUGCGAAAAUUAUUCAGACUUGGAAAUUAUCCUUGGUUCGUACGAGGAAUUCGUAAUUGGUUAUAAACCGCUGAAGGCAGAAGAUGGAAUGGUUACUCUUUCCCAAAGCUUUGCAAAUCAUUCUCACCGAGCCAGUGUGCGCUGUGUGGCCAGUGGCGGCAAAUUCAUGGCCUCAGGAGGGGCUGAUGACAAUAUUCAGCUCUACGACAUGAAAUUGAGGAAGGAGAUGGGUGUUCUCAUGCAUCACGACAAAACUGUCACCUGUGUUGCGUUUGCGGGCACGUCUCACCUUAUCAGCGGCAGUGAAAACGGAGAUUUGGCUAUCUGGAGGACUGGUAACUGGCAGUGUGAAAAAAUCUUGACUGCGCACAAAGACGGCGGUGUCACGUCCAUUGCUGUCCACCCCUCUGGCAAGUUGUGCCUUACUGUCGGAAGGGAUCAGACACUCAAGACUUGGAAUUUGGUGAAAGGCAGGUCCGCGUACACGACCAACCUUCACGCGCAAGGAGAGGACCUGUCUUUUUCAGAAAGUGGAGAACACUAUGCAGUGUUAAAACUAAUGAAAGGUGGAGCUCAGUUUUCUGUUGAUGUCUACAACAUUGAAGUUGCUGGAGUUGUUUACUCUGUCGUCCCAGAGAGUAGGCCGUCCAGCAUUACCUUCCUGAAGGGUGACUUGAUAGCCAUUGGCACAGAUACUGGCUCUGUAGAGAUUCACAAAAUCUCAAAGAAAUCAUGCGUUUGUAAAUUCAAAACCAAGUCGAGCAGAAUUAGGAAAAUUGGGGCAGUUCAAUUUUCUUCUGGCGAAGCAUGGUUAGUGACAGCAGCUAGCAAUGGAGAAAUCUGCAUUUAUAGUUUCAAAAAAAUAUCUGAUAAAGAAGAUUUGGGCUCUCCGAAGCUGAUUGGAUCAGUGAGUGCAGGCUGUCGGCCCACGUGCAUGGCUUUGGUCAUAGCUCCUGUAGAUGCUGUGAAGCCAAAAGUGAAAGCAGAAGAGGCGGAAAAAAAGGUGCUGGUGCCUUUUGAGAAGAAAGUGACCAACAAGAGAGGCACUGUCACUGUUGAGUUGGAGGACAGUGACGAGGAAGACCGCAAGCCGGCCAAGGUCCAGAAACUCUCCAACAAGAAGAAGCAAGUUCAGAAAAAGCAAACAGACAACGUGAAAGGUAAGGGAAGGAAACCGAAGAAAAAUAGGAACAAUGUCAAAAAUAGAAAUAGCAAAUAAAUUUUCUCUUAAGUUACACAAAGGAAUUUUCAUAAAAUACUCACAGUUUUAAAUAUCAAUUCAUAAGAAUCAUUUGCAGUGCACUCAAAGAAAAGAAACAUAUAUUUUCAUUGAAAUUAAAAGUUGCAUAGCUGUAGUAUUAAAUUUGAGGUAUUAAUUUUUACUGGUUGUUCAAAGCUUAAAAACUCGAUUAACUUUUUUGGUUUGUUAAUAUUUAUUUAUUGUUUAAAGAGCUUUAUACCUUAAAUGAAACUUAACAAGGGGUUUCAGCUAAUUGCAAGUCAUCUGUUGAUUCUUCUUGAAUUUUUUCAUCUGGCCUGAAAUUGCAAGAUCAUUUUGGUUAGUUUGCUAUUUUCCUGUAACAGAGUCUAGUUGCCUCCGUUUGAUGGCUUGAACAAAGAGCUCAAACUCCUUUGGGUAGUAAUACAUAGGGUUACAGUUGAAUUUUGGUCUGCUAAGUGGUUUCUCCAGUGGGUAGUCUUCAAAUCCAAUGUGAUAUAUCUUUUGGUAAUCAACGUUUUCGGCUUGGAUUAAAAUUUUCAGGGCCUCGUCAUAAUAGGAGUCAAUGUAUUUUGGUUCCUUGUACUGAAUCUUGCAUUUUGUCAUGUGCGCCUCGUAAAUUUUCAAUCCCCAAUCCGUGUGGAUCAUAACAAUUUUCACUUCAUGGUGAACGUUGAAGCAGGAAUCGCUAUGCAGGAAAUCUUCAACAAACUCAAACCCAAACUCGUUCACUCUGUGCUCGUAGUCUUUGUGGUAGAUGUCGACCACCUUAAAAUUUUAAUUUAUUAAUCCUAUACUCACUUUAAAAUCAAGUUCAAUUGCUUAACCUCACAAGCGAGACUACUUUGUAGGUGUUCUCUCAGCUCCUGAACUAAGUUCAUAAACUCCUCUUCUUGUCUUGCGUACAAAAGCAGUACUUUCAAGCUUCUCUGUUUCUUAAUAGUGUUUUGUUUCACUAUUGUGAGAAUCACCGGCACUAGUGAAGUUAGAAAUCAUUUCACACAAUCAUAAAUAUGAAAUAGAGAUCAGAUUGUAUUUUUACAUCUCUCCUCUUCUUCGCUUCCCUUGAAAAUAAACUUGUAAAGUCGGCAACUGGCCCUGUAGGCAACGCAUAAAACAGCAACUCCCACAGCAACCAUUAAAAGAAUCAUGUCUAGGUACAGCUUGUCAUCUGAAGAAACUAAACUGCGCAGAUUAAUGCUUUUAUCUGAAACAUCACAAAUAAAAAAUCUUUUUGCUGGAAAAUACGUUACAUACUAACCUUUUGGAACUUGAGUGUGCACAAACACUGGUCUGCUGGUGAAAAUCGUUCUUUCAUUAGUUGAGUAAUUCGUAUAAACAAUUUCAGCGAAGAAGCAUCCUUGCUUUGCUACAUUAAAAGUCAUUUCUUCUGAAUCGUUUCUUCCAGAAGAGUACUCUUGAAUAAGAUAGUUCCUCAAUAGGUAAGAAUUGAAUUCUGAUCUUCCACUGCUACUGCAUACUGACGGGGUUUUAGCGUGCUCAUUGAAGUAAAUUAUCGCCUCAGCGUACCCUAAGUCACAUCUCACGUGUGUUGGCCAUUGGAGAAAUAUUUUGCUUGUGCCAUUUUCGGAUAUUUCCAGUUCGCUCGCAUCUAUCGCGGAAAAUAUCCUUGAUAAACUUGAUCUAAUGAAUCGCUCUGUAUACUCACUAUAUUUUUGGAUAACCUGGAAGCAACUAUCAUGCUUGCUUACGGUGACAGUUUCGACUUGGUUGCCACCACGAAAAAUUUCCUGCAAAAUUUUAAUUUAUGUACUUAAUGUCAACAAUGUGCUUUGAACAUGUGUGCUUGACACGUGUCCAUUUAUGAUAGUAAAUUUUGGUUCACGCAUGUACUCACAUUUUGUGCUGCCAAAGCACUAAAAAGGAAAGCCAAAGAUAUUCCUAAAUUGUAGCAUAGUUUCAUUAUUCAAGCCUCAGAAGUCGGGUUUAAAAGUGGAAAUAAAUUUCAAACGAGAAAUUUAGUUCGCACUGUGUGGUCAGCGAUGAUGAUUGUGGUUGCAUUUCCUGUCGCUUAUCAAUUCGCCUUAUUAAUUUAGAGCUUCCAACCAAAUAAUGUAUAUUUUUUAGCAUUAAAGAAGAAAAAGAAUGAAAAAUUCUUAUUGAUUUGUGUAAAGUUAAGAGGGUCGCUAGCAAUAAUUUAGUUAAAAGUGCUUAAGAAUUUUUUUAAUAAAACAAUAUUUCAUGUAACUCGCUGUGCAAUCAUGAAGAUAAAAGAUAUUGCUCACUAAAAAAUAAUUGUUAAAAAAUGUCAUUACUAUCAGCAGAGACAAUUAAGUUGAUAUUAUGUUUGUUUGGUUUACAAUCUGAUUUAUCGUUGCGGCUGUUGCGUGGAAUUACCAUGUUAUCAUCUAUAAAUGCUUGCAUGUGUAACUUUUUUAAAGAAAAUUGUUUUUACUUUAAUAAUAACAUGCUUAUACUUUUUGGAAUAAAGUUGAAGUGGAAGCUAA